ACGAGACCAACAAGCUUGAAUACCAUGGGUGUGCUUGAACGACAGUUGGUGGGCUGAUAUAAACUGGAACAGCACAAAGCUGAACAGAAACAGGAUCAUAUCCCAAGGUGUGAAUUUGUAGUCCAACAUGAUGCAGAGGGAGGACGAGUCUGCACGGGAGGAGUUUAGCUACACUCAUAUCCCAACUCUGGAGAGAUCAAGUGCGGGUGGCACACUAAGUCGACGGUUGGACCGAGAGAGGGACAGAGUGGAAAGGGACAGCUACAUAGUGGAUGUGAGAGCCAGUGAUUUGGAGCUGGAUCAGGGUGAAGCGUUUCACCCUUGUUUCAGCUACAGAGCUUGGCUCUACAGCAUCCUCAUAGGGUGUAGUCUUCUGAUCACAGCGGGUUUCUCUCUCUACCUGGGUAAUGUGUUUCCUGAUGCAAUGGACUACUUGCGCUGCGCAGCUGGAGCGAGUAUCCCAGCUGCAGUGGUGAGCUUUGCCAUUGCCACAAACUGGCGAGUCGCAGUGUCUGAUUUUCAACUGGUGUACGUCUCCACAUUUGCUGUAACAACCACGUGUCUGGUAUGGUUCGGCUGCAAGCUGGUUCUCAGCCCAUCAGCCAUCAAUAUCAACUUUAACCUGAUCCUACUUACUCUGCUGGAAGCUCUCAUGGCCAGUACUGUCAUUCUCUCAGCUCGCUCUGUAGAAGACUGCUGCAGUCACAGUAAGCAAGUUUAUGAUGGUCCUGUGGCUGUUGUUCCGCCUAAAUUCCCUUCACGUCUUCUCAAAGCUUAUGCAGUGAUUGAGGUGAUUGUUGGGAUCUCUGCAGUAUUUGGUGGUAUUAUUGCUCUCAACAUGGAUGCUCUGCUCCCAGGACCUUACGUCUCUGUCACAUUCUUCUGGAUUCUAGUGGCUUGCUUCCCGAGUGCCAUAGCCAGUCAUGUGGUGUCAGAAUACCCUAAGAAGUGCCUGAUAGAGACAUUGAUUGCUAUCGGCAGUGUCACAUCACCACUGCUGUUCUCUGCCUCUGGUUUUCUGUCCAACAGUGUGUUGAGUUUUAUUGAGAUCUUCCAGCAUGAGGUUCCCACAGCCAAGCAAUCAUAUGACAUCCUCCUGUUGAUUCUGAUGGUGCUGCUGCUGGUUCAGGCAGGCCUGACACUGGCCACUGUGGUACACUGUGCCGCUUAUAAGGGUCAGCUGCGCAUAGGAGCCCCAGACUGGGAUGACCAUCUGGAGCCACACCAGUUUGAGCAACAGGGAUCCAAUGGCACACUGCGAGAGUUUGACAAAGAGAAGGCCUGGAAGGCAGUAGUAGUACAAAUGGCCCAGUGAGCACAUGCACAUGGAGCAACAAGAGGAAACAGGACUGAGGAAUAAAUGUGAGUGGAGGAGGACAAGAGGGGUGAGAGGGGAGGAAUCAAAAGUGAAAAUAGAGAGUACAAAAAUAUGGGAAACUAGAGGAGGGUACGACAAACUCCUUCAGAAGGAGGAGUAGGUAAAUAACAGAUCAUGAAUUUGUCAGUGUGUGCUUGUCAGGGGAUUUAAUGCCAUAUAUUCCAGAGAUUUUCGGUAUUAAAAAAAAAAAAGGUAUAAAGAAUUUCAAUAUUUGUCCUGAUAAUACAGUGUAUACAUUUUUAACAGUUAACAAAAUUCUAAGAAGAGGAAAAUCUGCAAAAAUGUGUUGGGAGCUUUAGCAUCUGUAAGAAAAUCAAACACAAGAUAUGCAUGCUUUGUCUGUAUGCACAUUAAAGCUGGAUCCAUAUUAGAAUGUGAGUAAACUUACUGUCCUACUGUCCUGUUAAGUAAUGGAUUUAGAUCAUUGGUUCCAGUCAUUGUUAUAUAAUAUGUGCAUAUUGUAUAUUAUGUAGUACAGUGGAACCUUGGAUUACGAGCAGAAUUCGUUCUGUAUAUGGGCUUGUAUUUCAAAACACGUGUGAAAUGUGAAAUAUGUCUUAGCCACAUUUAUAAGUCAAGCAUUUUCUGCUAGGGGUAUUAAACUGUAGAUGGUACAUGUU
Clarias gariepinus (North African catfish) is the source of this 1998-nucleotide messenger RNA. RefSeq names its product modulator of VRAC current 1 (gene mlc1). The transcript is spliced from 12 exons. Bases 128 to 1315 code for a protein of 395 amino acids. The record is from RefSeq and is a predicted model, not a curated record. Gene Ontology annotation, cellular component: endoplasmic reticulum; plasma membrane; cytoplasmic vesicle. NCBI's taxonomy places the organism in Eukaryota, Metazoa, Chordata, Actinopteri, Siluriformes, Clariidae. Gene Ontology annotation, biological process: regulation of response to osmotic stress.